AUUGAGUACAACGUCUCUGUCAUCAUGAGUUUAAUCACACUGCUCCCCUGGUCUCUGGGCAGUAGAUGGCUGUCUGACAUGGUGACAUUUGCUGAGCCAAAGGCAGACUAGGGGUGGUCUCACAACAAGACACUCAUUGCAGAGUUUGAAGGGGCUGAGGUGCAAAGAUGGAGGUCGUUUUCCAGACAAGUGUGUGGCUAUGGAUGGGGGUGCUGCUUGUGUUGGGGCAGAUGGAACCACAAAAUCUAGCAGCUCAAUGUAGUUGUCCCAUUAAACACCCACAGGAGAAAAUCUGCCGUGCUGAUAUUGUGAUACAGGGCCGAGUUAUUGCGGUCCAAUCUUCAGGAACAGGACACUCAGCAAUGGGCGGCCUUCUUGAAUAUACCAUCAAAGCAACCAAGGUCUUCAAAGGUUCAGAAUCUAUCGUAUCCCGAGGAAAGAGGAUUAAAAUGAUCACAUCAAGUUCAGCAGGGAAAUGUGGAGUUACAGAGAUGGCAAUGGGAGAACUUUACAUUUUGACAGGUCUGGAGCUUGAGGGAGAGGUUUUCUUCAGUAUGUGUGAAUGGGUUCAGCAAUUUCAAGAUUUAACAUUUGACCAACGUAUAGGACUCAGGUCUGGAUACAUUCUUGGAUGUGGAUUUUGUCUGAUUGAUCAACAAGAUAACAGUAUUCCUGGUAUCCAUGACAACCAAUCAUCAGUGACUGGUAACAUCUGUUACCAUGAUCCUCUGGGCUCUGCACAUCUUAUGAUUGAAGACUGUGAGAGUCUGUUCUCAAAGUGUGUACCGCAAGAAGACAUGGAAGGAAAUAGGUGUGCCUGGACAGAGAGUAAACGCUACAAUAAGUGUGUGGCCAAACGGCUUAAAAGACACCAAGCAAUGCAAAUCAAGAUCCAUAAGAAACUGGAUGGCAAAAAAGAUGGCUGACUUCCAGUCUAUUUGGGUCAAUUAAUCAAACCCAUAUCAUUUAAGACUAUGCUUAAAAAUAUAUUAUACAUAAUUCCUCAUCUGACAAAAUUCAUACAAAUUAGACAAGAACUAUCUCCGCUAAUGUAAAGUUUAUAUUAUAAGUUGUUGAACAAAAUGUUAGCUGCCAAAACAUAGUUGGACAAAAUCUUAUAAAUUUAAACAUAAUUCAUAAAUGCCUGAGACAGUUUACCCAUUCGUGUUGGUCAAGAGCCUGUCAUGUGGGUGGUUUUAAACUGAUGAUAAAACACCAGCUGCUUUUAAACACAUUUCCUGCAUUCUGCACCACAUUGCAUAGUUUGCUGUGCGCGCCAUUUCCAUAUGAUUUUUAGCAAUACAUGUGUGAGGCAUACAUGUAUUUACCAUAUAGACAUGGCCAGAGGGCUAUCUCACAAUGGCUGGUUUCAAACAUGCGACAUGCAGGCCCUAGCCGGUUUUAAAUAUACGUGUGUUUUUUUUUAAACCAGCCAAGCAAAUAUUUAUUCCCUUAAUAUUAUUGUGAAUCCUUAAACUAAAACUGCAAUAAUGUUUUGUGAUUGUUCAUAUACUCAUGUAGAAUUUUACAUGUAAACAAUAUAUUGCAGUGCUUUUGUAUUCUCUUUUGGCAUUCAUAAUGACAGAAUGGGCACAAACACAUUGAUCCUGGGUGUGUAUCUGCUUAAUACUGUUUUUUUGGUGUUUUUUUUUUUAAAUAAAAGCAUACAUUUUAUUGACAAUUUUCUUCCUAAAGAUUUAACUUUCAUGAAACCCAGCACUUACAAUAAUUUUUUUUUUUAUUGACAAUUUUCUUCCUAAAGAAUUAAUUUUUAUGAAACCCAGCACUUACAAUAAACAUCCAUGCAACUGGGAAGUCACAAAAAAAGAGGAAAUUCAAAUCUUUCCAAGACUUUGUACAGUGUUUUUCUAUUUUCAA
Patiria miniata (bat star) is the source of this 1878-nucleotide messenger RNA. RefSeq names its product metalloproteinase inhibitor 3-like. The transcript has 4 exons. Gene Ontology annotation, molecular function: protease binding; metalloendopeptidase inhibitor activity. Gene Ontology annotation, biological process: negative regulation of membrane protein ectodomain proteolysis; negative regulation of endopeptidase activity. The coding region runs from base 168 to 926 and encodes 252 amino acids. Lineage: Eukaryota; Metazoa; Echinodermata; Asteroidea; Valvatida; Asterinidae. The record is from RefSeq and is a predicted model, not a curated record. Gene Ontology annotation, cellular component: extracellular matrix.